AUGACAAUUAGCAUCAAGAGAGUCACAUACAAGGAUAAGGGAAAGGAUGUCAUGACAGUUUUCAUUCAAGAGGUACUGGAUCCAGCUUAUGGUUGUUAUGUGUGGCCAUCAGCGAUUAUAAUGGGAGAUUAUGUGUGGAAUCAGCGUCAUAAAUUUGCUAAUCGCACUGUAUUAGAGGUCGGGGCUGGUACAUCUUUGCCUUCACUUAUUUUGGCCAAGAUAACCUCGCCUCCUCGUUUAAUACUUUCGGAUCUUCCUGAACUCUUGCCAGUUAUUCAAGAUUGUCUUGCUUUGAACAAAAUAAAACCAUCUGAAGAUCAACUCUGGGUGCGUCCUUUGGUCUGGGGAGAACUUGGAUUGAAUGGAAUAGAUCAGUUGACCGAAGAAGUAAGCUGUUCCUGGGAUACCAUUGAUUAUAUACUUGGUAGUGAUACUUUCUAUGAUCCUGCAGAUUUUGAAAAAUUGAUUAUGUUGGUGUCUCAUGUAAUUCAUCGACACAAUAAGAAUUGUGUGUUCAUUACUGCGUAUCAGGAACGAAGCGCAAAGCGUAGUAUACAGUAUCUGUUAGAUAAAUGGUCACUUCAGUGCCAAUUAAUUCCUAAAGAAUCGUUUGAAUUGGAAAGCACAAGAGCCGAAGAUGUCAAUGUUCACUCAGGCACUCUGGCCAGCGUAUUUUUACUAGAGAUUAAAAUAAGACUAUAA
Molecule: messenger RNA, 702 nt
Organism: Phycomyces blakesleeanus NRRL 1555(-)
Lineage: Eukaryota; Fungi; Mucoromycota; Mucoromycetes; Mucorales; Phycomycetaceae
Exons: 5
Coding region: 1-702 (233 amino acids)
Cellular component (GO): nucleus; cytoplasm
Source: RefSeq, a predicted model, not a curated record